AUGAGGGACGAUGGCCUUUUCGAUCUGCCGCAAGAGAUCAUAGAUCAGAUCCUUCAUAAUCUAAGCAGACUCGAUCUAUUCGCUCUACGGUUAACUUCUCGGCAGAGUAACAAGUUAUGUACGGAUGCUUUCCAACAGCUGGUGUUGGACAAUCUUGGAAAACCGACAUGUCCAUUCUACCUCCACCGAGCGGCAAGAAUGUGUUUACACGCCCGUGUGCGGUGGCUAUUGGCCUUGGGCGUCGCAGUGGACACUCGAGAUCCUGUGGGGGAGACAGCGCUCCACGCCGCAGCCCGGGAAAACUGCCUCGAGUCGAUUAAUCUUCUUCUUCAUUCGGGGGCAGAUGCAAAUGAGCAGUCUGCGCUUGGGUGGACGCCGACCAUGUUGGCAGCCAGAUAUGGCCACCUCAAUAUCGUCACACGUCUGACGAGAUCAGGAGCAGACGUGAACUAUAGAGGAUUUCACGGUUGGACGGCAUUAUACCUCUCAUAUCGUUAUGGAUAUACAGAAAUAGCCGAGUUCCUCCUGUCGGCAGGAGCCAAUGAAGACAUUGCGGACAGUGAUGGCAUCUCUCCCUGUGAGGCUUCCCGACAGACACGGUGCUGGGGAGCAUUGAUCUAA
Rhinocladiella mackenziei CBS 650.93 is the source of this 621-nucleotide messenger RNA. RefSeq lists its product as uncharacterized. Lineage: Eukaryota; Fungi; Ascomycota; Eurotiomycetes; Chaetothyriales; Herpotrichiellaceae. The transcript has 2 exons. The coding region runs from base 1 to 621 and encodes 206 amino acids. Gene Ontology annotation, molecular function: protein binding. The record is from RefSeq and is a predicted model, not a curated record.